AUGACCGGAGUCUCCCACCUCAGAUGGAUCCUAGUCGUUGAGAAGGAGGCAACAUUCAAAGCCCUGGUAGAAAGGGGAUUCCAUCAGCACCCAGUCGUUGGUCCAGGGUUACUCGUAACAGCCAAAGGCUACCCCGAUCUCGCAACUCGCUACUUCUUGCGCUUUCUUCUCGAUAAUGCUCAUACACCGAUCCAGAUAUUUGGAUUGUUCGACUGGGAUCCAGACGGCAUCAUGAUCCUGAAGUGCUAUCUGUAUGGUUCGAAGAAUCUGGCGCAAGAGCAUUGCUCCAUCGUUCCAGAGAUGAGAUGGAUUGGUGUCAAAGCCGAAGACAUCACCACUCUCGGCCAUGCCCAUGGAGAGUUGUUGCCGCUGUCAAUGCGGGACAGAGCAAUCGCGGCUUCCAUGUUGGCUAGUGAGGAGUGGCGGAACGACACCGGUGAGAUGUUGCCAGGUCUGCAAGAGGGUAUUGCCGACCUUCAACGAAUGCUGAUGCUUGGUCGAAAAGCCGAGAUCCAGAUCCUCGGCUACGGUGAUGAUGGCAUUGAACCAUGGUUGGUCAAGAAGCUGAGGAAUGGCUUGGAGCACAGAGGGUUGUAA
Capronia epimyces CBS 606.96 is the source of this 597-nucleotide messenger RNA. RefSeq lists its product as uncharacterized. Gene Ontology annotation, biological process: meiotic DNA double-strand break formation; meiotic DNA double-strand break processing; reciprocal meiotic recombination. Gene Ontology annotation, molecular function: DNA binding; DNA topoisomerase type II (double strand cut, ATP-hydrolyzing) activity. The record is from RefSeq and is a predicted model, not a curated record. Gene Ontology annotation, cellular component: nuclear chromosome. NCBI's taxonomy places the organism in Eukaryota, Fungi, Ascomycota, Eurotiomycetes, Chaetothyriales, Herpotrichiellaceae. The transcript is spliced from 3 exons. The coding region runs from base 1 to 597 and encodes 198 amino acids.